This is a messenger RNA of Anas platyrhynchos (mallard), 1480 nucleotides long. It is a transcript of the gene TPM2, whose product is annotated as tropomyosin 2. The record is from RefSeq and is a predicted model, not a curated record. NCBI's taxonomy places the organism in Eukaryota, Metazoa, Chordata, Aves, Anseriformes, Anatidae.
UCAGUGCCGGUGCUGCCGCCGCCCCCGGUGCUCCGAGCCCCGCCGCCCCCCGUGCUCCAAGCCCCGCCACCGCCACCGCCACCGCCACCAUGGAGGCCAUCAAGAAGAAGAUGCAGAUGCUCAAACUGGACAAGGAGAACGCCAUCGACCGAGCCGAGCAGGCGGAGGCGGACAAGAAGCAGGCGGAGGACCGCUGCAAGCAGCUGGAGGAGGAACAGCAGGGCCUGCAGAAGAAGCUGAAGGGCACGGAGGAUGAGGUGGAGAAGUACUCCGAGUCCGUCAAGGAGGCCCAGGAGAAGCUGGAGCAGGCGGAGAAGAAAGCCACGGACGCUGAAGCUGAGGUGGCCUCUCUGAACCGCCGCAUCCAGCUGGUGGAGGAGGAGCUGGACCGGGCCCAGGAGCGCCUGGCCACCGCCCUGCAGAAGCUGGAGGAGGCCGAGAAGGCGGCGGAUGAGAGCGAGAGAGGCAUGAAGGUCAUCGAGAACAGGGCCAUGAAGGACGAGGAGAAGAUGGAGCUCCAGGAGAUGCAGCUGAAGGAGGCCAAGCACAUAGCAGAGGAGGCUGACCGCAAAUACGAGGAGGUCGCCCGCAAGCUGGUCGUCCUUGAGGGAGAGCUGGAGCGCUCGGAGGAGAGGGCAGAGGUUGCGGAGAGCCGAGUGAGACAGCUGGAGGAGGAGCUGCGGACCAUGGACCAGACCCUCAAAUCCCUCAUUGCCUCAGAGGAAGAGUAUUCCACCAAGGAGGACAAGUACGAGGAGGAAAUCAAGCUCCUAGGGGAAAAGCUGAAGGAGGCGGAGACCCGGGCAGAGUUUGCCGAGCGGUCUGUGGCGAAGCUGGAGAAAACCAUCGAUGAUUUGGAAGACGAAGUGUAUGCGCAGAAGAUGAAGUACAAAGCCAUCAGCGAGGAGCUGGACAAUGCGCUUAACGACAUCACCUCCCUCUGAGCCCCUCCGGCCCGGCACCAGCACCGCACUCCCCCCCCAACCCCUUCAUCCUCACCUUCAUCCCCCCCCUCCCCAGCUCGGCCGCUUGCCUGCCCGGCCCCCCCACUGCUCCCCCUGCCCUUCCCAUCCCCACUCUGUCCUUCCUGGCCCGUGGGGGUCCCUCUUUUUGGGGAAAGCAAGGCGUAAGGCGCUACAGGGUGUUUGGGGGAAAGGGGAGCAGCCCCCACGUCCCGGCAGCACGAGCACCAGGGACCCCGCACCCCCCCCAGCAAAGCCGUGCCCAGGGUGGGGGGACACGUCCCGGAGAAGCAGCACCUCCGAGGAGAUUUGGGCUCCAGCCCCAUGGGGAUGAGGGGUGUCCGUCCCCAGGCAGGCAGCCCCCGGUUCCCCCCCUUUCCCCCCCCUGCUCCCCUCUCCCCGCUCCCCUCCUUCCUUCGCACAUCGCUCUUCAGUUUGCAUUUCAUGACUUUUUUCUUUUCUGUUCUGUCCCUCCGGGUCACCGAGUUGGUCUCAAUAAAGCGUUUUCUCUCCUUGGU